AUGGGUAAAACUAUUAUUUUAUGUUUUGAUGGGACUUGUGAAAAUUUUGGUCCGGAUCCUUUUACCAAUGUAUUGAAAAUAUAUCGACUUUUGGAUACACGUUCUCAAUUAUGUUAUUAUCAGCCUGGUAUUGGUACUUCAGGUGACUUUGAUGCAGUUUAUACCUGGGCGAGAUAUCUUUCUUGGUCCAGACUGAAAAACGUUUUAGAUUCUAUGUUUGCCUUUUGUUUAGAUGACCAUAUUGUGUCAGCAUAUUUAUUUUUAAUGAGGCAUUAUGAGAUUAAUGAUCAAAUUUAUAUGUUUGGGUUUUCUCGUGGUGCAUUUAUAGCUAGAGUUCUGACUGGUAUGUUAGAAAGAGUAGGUCUUUUGAAUGUUGGGUUAGAAGAUAUGGUUCAUAUGGCAUGGCGGAUCUAUGAAAAUUGGGAAUUUGCUGAGCAACCUAUACAACCCAGUUAUAUGACAACUUUGAUUCAAGAGUUUACCAAGACUUUCUGCAGGGAUUAUCCGAUUAAAAUUUAUUUCCAAGGUUUAUUUGAUUCAGUUAACUCGGUUGGGCUAUGUAGAGAUAGAUUGUUUCCUUGUACACAGAGAUCAAAUAUUAUUAAACAUGUACGGCAUGCUGUCUCCUUGGAUGAAAGAAGAGGCAAAUUUAAACAAUUUUGUUUUACACCAAAUCCGUACGAACCAAUAUUAUUCUCCAAAAAAUAUAAGCCAUAUGAAAAGGAAAUUAUUAAAUCAGUUGUAGCUACUCCGAUUUUGAAAGCAAGUUUAUCAAGUAAUGAAAAACAGCCGUUAUUGAACAAUGAAGGUGAGUCUAAAAUAAAUCAGAAAAUUAGAAAAAAUCCACUGAUUGAGCUUACUUUAAAAUCUUCUAAAAGUAAUAGUUCAUUCAGUAGUUUGCAGAAUGUUAAUUUGAGCAAUGUGUGGACUCCUAUCACAGAGCAGACAGUAUUGAUAAAUCAAAUUAAUUCAUUCUUAUCACCAACUGAAUUAUUAACUUUUACCUCCAGAAAAGUUGUUUAUUCAAAUAAGAGUAUCAAAGGCUUAAAUGACAAAAACAGGGAAUACAAUAUUGAUAAUGAAAAUGACAAUCUUGGAAUAAUUAAAGUAUUAAAAUCACAAGAAGAAUUACCUUCUUCUUCAAUGAAUCUAUGGACCAUGGAAAAUAAUACAAGUAGCCAUUCUACAAUAUCCCCUGAUUUGAUAGAAAAAUGGUUCCCUGGAGAUCAUUCUGAUGUUGGUGGUGGUGGCGGGGUUUAUUCCGGUGAUGGACAAUGUAUCAGUAAUCUUUCUUUACGAUGGAUGAUAGCGGAGGCAAUUAAACAUGGAGUCAAAUUUAAACCUGGAUCGAUAAAUAGAUUUGCAGAAAGAUAUAGUUCAAAGAAUAGUCUCUUUUCAUGUCUGCAUGACUUUUUAGAUAUAAAAAACACAAAUAUCAUGGGUGGAGUUAAUAAGAGUUUUAAUCAAGGUUUGAUGAUUAGAGAUAUAAACGAUACGGUCAAUAAUUUACUGGAGAACGGAUUUGAGGAAGACCAUAAUUGUAAUGAUAAUUAUAAUAGCAGUCAGAGUGUGGCGAAUUGCUAUAAGAUUAAUACAUGGGUAUCAUUAUUUUGGUGGAUAUUAGAAUUUCUACCUAUUGGUAUAAGAGUGGAGGAUGAAGAAGGUAAGUGGAGAAAUCGAUAUGUACCGAACUUAGGUAGAUCUAGAUGUGUUCCAGAGUAUGGGGAAUUGCAUUGGUCAAUUAUAUGGAUAAUGAAAUUCAAUGAGGAUUAUCGACCUAAGAAUGUUCCAAGAUAUGUUAGAGAGGUGUUAUUUGAAAGACUUAAUAUUAAUUUAUUAAAUAUUAAGACUUUGGAUACUUUAAUAUUAGAUGAAAACGACAAAAAAGAUGAAUUGAUUGCAUUAAUAAAUGAUUGGAUAGUAAGAAAUUGGGAAAAUAUUCCAGAUGAUUUAUAUGAAGUGAUUAAAGAUGACCCAACAUUAUAA
Molecule: messenger RNA, 1986 nt
Organism: Arxiozyma heterogenica
Lineage: Eukaryota; Fungi; Ascomycota; Saccharomycetes; Saccharomycetales; Saccharomycetaceae
Exons: 1
Coding region: 1-1986 (661 amino acids)
Source: RefSeq, a predicted model, not a curated record